Messenger RNA from Paramisgurnus dabryanus, 4720 nucleotides. NCBI's taxonomy places the organism in Eukaryota, Metazoa, Chordata, Actinopteri, Cypriniformes, Cobitidae. The record is from RefSeq and is a predicted model, not a curated record.
AAUUACAAUGGAAGUUACUCGUGCUCUUGUUGGAAAGGAUAUAACAUCACUGAUGUUUCUCAAAGUAUCAGUGGAAGAAACCCAUGCAUUGAUGUGAAUGAAUGUGUUGAGAUUCCUAAGAUAUGUGGUCCAAACUCAAUCUGCAACAACACUGCUGGGAGUUACAAUUGCUUGUGUAUGAGUGGAUAUAAUGUAACAGACCUGAACCUCCCUAUAAACAUCAGUAACCCAUGCACAGAUGUGAAUGAAUGUGAUGAGAUACCUGCGGUCUGUGGUCCAAACUCAAUCUGCAACAACACUGCUGGGAGUUACAAUUGCUCGUGUAUGAGUGGAUAUAAUGUUACAGACCUGAACCUCCCUAUAAACAUCAGCAACCCAUGCACAGAUAUUUAUGAAUGUCUUGACCCAUCAUCAGUGUGUGGGCCGAACGCUUACUGUCACAAUUACAAUGGAAGUUACUCGUGCUCUUGUUGGGAAGGAUAUGACAUCAUUGAUGUUUCUCAAAAUAUCAGUGGAAGAAACCCAUGCAUUGAUGUGAAUGAAUGUGCUAAGAUUCCUGAGAUCUGUGGUCCAAACUCAAUCUGCAACAACACUGCUGGGAGUUACAAUUGCUCUUGUAUGAGUGGAUAUAAUGUAACAGACCCGAACCUCCCUAUAAAGAUCAGUAACCCAUGCAGAGAUGUGAAUGAAUGUGUUGAGAUUCCUGAGGUCUGUGGUCCAAACUCAAUCUGCAACAACACUGCUGGGAGUUACAAUUGCUGGUGUAUGAGUGGAUAUAAUGUAACAGACCUGAACCUUCCUAUAAACAUCAGUAACCCAUGCAGAGAUAUUUAUGAAUGUCUUGACCCAUCAUCAGUCUGUGGGCCGAAUGCUUACUGUCACAAUUACAAUGGAAGUUACUCGUGCUCUUGUUGGGAAGGAUAUGACAUCACUGAUGUAUCUCAAAAUAUCAGUGGAAGAAACCCAUGCAUUGAUGUGAAUGAAUGUGCAAAGAUUCCUGAGAUCUGUGGUCCAAAUUCAAUCUGCAACAACACUACUGGGAGUUACAAUUGUUCUUGUAGGAGUGGAUAUAAAGUAACAGACCUGAACCUCCCUAUAAAGAUCAGUAACCCAUGCACAGAUGUGAAUGAAUGUAAUGAGAUUCCUGAGGUCUGUGGUCCAAACUCAAUCUGCAACAACAAUGCUGGGAGUUACAGUUGCUUGUGUAUGGGUGGAUAUAAAGUAACAGACCCGAACCUCCCUACAAACAUCAGUAACCCAUGCACAGAUAUUAAUGAAUGUCUUGACCCAUCAUCAGUCUGUGGGCCGAACGCUUACUGUCACAAUUACAAUGGAAGUUACUCGUGCUCUUGUUGGGAAGGAUAUAAGAUCACUGAUGUAUCUCAAAAUAUCAGUGGAAGAAACCCAUGCAUUGAUCUGGAUGAAUGUGUUGAGACUCCUGAGGUCUGUGGUCCAAAAUCAAUCUGCAACAACACUGCUGGGAGUUACAAUUGCUUGUGUAUGAGUGGAUAUAAAGUAACGGACCCGAACCUCGCUAUAAGCAGCAGUAACCCAUGCAAAGUCAUACCAACAUCAACAGCUGCAGACAAACCACCAACAACAGUUAUUAAAAUGUCAAUGAGAAUAAAUAAAAAUUUCGACACCAGUCUCACCAACAAAGAUGAUCCGAAGUACAAAUUAUACGUAGAAAACAUUACGUCCGCAAUUGAAAACAGUUACAAUAAUCUUCCUAACUACAGUAAAGGCUCAGUAAAAAUUAUUCGCUUCAGGUCUGGUAGCAUCAUAGUAGACUAUACGAUUAAUGCAACCAGUAAUAACUUGGAUUUAACUUCAGCAAACGCACAGGUUUCUGAUACUCUAGCAAAAGCAGGAAUACCAUUAUUUUCGGAUGCUUUUGCUGAAAGUGUGGAAACAAAUCUGGCAAUCAAAGAUAAACUUUAUCCUCAGCAAGAUGUGAAACUGAGGUGUAACCGUAAUUCUAUUGAGGGAACAAUGAAAUGGAGUGUGAAUGAUAAAGAUCCUGCAGAAAACAGUGCAAAAUACACCAUUACAAAUGACAUCCUCGGUAGCACUCUCAUUGUAAAAGCUGCAAGUGAAAGUGACAAUGGUAGAUACUCAUGUACCAUACAAAGGUCCCCAUUGCCUUACAUUCAGUGGCAAACAGUAUCGAUUGAACCACUUCCUAAUAUUAUAGUGAAUACAAUUCGUAUACAGUGUCUGUGUAAAGACCAGAUUGUCCCACUGACAUGCUGUGCAGAUGGUUACACAGUUGAGUGGUCUGGGAUUCCUGCUACUGCCGUGACAAAUUCAGGACCUGGCUGUUUUACAUUCCAACAUAAAAUCUUAAGCAAUAGUUGUGAGCCUAAUAAAAUCUUCACAUGCCAAUUAAAGGACAUGCCAGAAUUACAAACAUCUGAUUAUAGCAAGAAGACAGUCCAAGUUCAGACAGUCAACGAAUUUCAGUGUCAAAAUGAAAUACUUGGAGUUGGAAAAAUAGGUGACACUGUUAUGGGCCUGUGUGGCAAAGACCUGGAAGGCUACAUAACUUAUGAAUGUCAAAAGACGAAUGACAAAUAUGACUGGAAAGAAGUACAGAGAGAUUGUGUUGUUCAAGCUGUCAAAGACCUUGAAAGGAGAUCUGAGGUUUUAGUUGUGGAAGAAAUCCCAGUGUUCAUGACAAACCUCAGUAACACUGCAGAGCAGGAUAGUAAUGUAAUAACACAAUCAGCUUCGACUAUCCAAACAAUUGUUGGCAUACUUUAUACAGUUGCUGGUAUCUCACAACCUAUUAACAUUAGUGAACAUGUGAUGAAGGAUUUUCUUAAAACGGUAGACAUCAUUGUAUCAGAUGCAUCUAAAAACACAUGGACAGAAUUGAACAAUGACAACAAAACAGAAAACAAAAGCACUGAACUUCUUAAAGCUAUUGAGAUUAUAAGUGAUCGGCUCUCAGAUGACAGUUUUAUGAUUAAGGAAACCUCCAUUCAGUUAAACAGAGCACUAAUUACAAACUCAUUCAAUGGAUCAUCUUCACUGCCAAACUCAACUACUCAGAUUGUGAUACCGAAUGUUCUUAAACCGACCCUCAUAACCACUAUUAUCUUCACAAAACUUGACAAUGUUUUACGAACUCAAAAUACUUCUAAUAAUGACAACAAGACAUCAGAAAACAGCAUCAAUGGAGACGUGGUUGUUGUUAGGGUUAAUAAAGCAAUUAACAACAUUUCAUUUGCUUUUGAUACUACAGAUACAUCAUUGAAAAAUCCUCAGUGUGUCUUUUGGAACUUUGAUCUCAACCAUUGGGAUAAGAGUGGAUGUGAAGUCAAGCACUCAGAGAAUAACAUGGUUACAUGUGAAUGCAACCACACAACCUCUUUUUCAAUCCUCAUGUCACCAGUUCCAGUUGAUAACCCAGCCUUAGCCUAUAUAACAUACAUUGGUGUAGCUAUUUCAAUAGCCAGCUUGAUUCUGUGCCUUAUGAUUGAGAUAAUUGUGUGGAAGUCAGCAACAAGAAAUGACACGUCGUACAUGCGUCACGUCUCAAUAGUCAACAUCGCUGUGUCACUGCUGAUCGCAGACCUCUGUUUUAUCAUCGCAGCUGCAAUCGCAGAACAAGAGCAGCCAACUUCAGUGGGUCGCUGCAGUCCAGUGGUUUUCUUCAUGCACUUUUUUUACCUGGCUGUUUUCUUCUGGAUGUUCAUUUCAGCACUUUUGCUUUUUUACCGCACCGUCAUGGUCUUUUCUCAAAUGUCAAGGACUAUCAUGAUGGUCAUUGCCUUUAUGGUUGGUUAUUGUGCACCUUUGCUCAUAGCCGCUAUUACUGUCGCAUCCACAGCUGGACCUCAACACUAUGUCACAAAAGAAAAUGCAUGUUGGCUGAACUGGAAUGAAUCUAAGGCCCUGCUGGCAUUUGUGAUUCCAGCUCUGACCAUUCUUGCCUUUAACCUCCUGGUUUUGAUUGUGGUUGUGUGUAAGAUGAUAAGGAGAGGAGUUGGUAGUACAACUCAUGCUGAUGAGAAACACACUCUUGUGGUCAUUGCUCGAUGUGUGGCCUUUUUGACUCCUAUUUUUGGUCUAACAUGGGGAUUUGGUAUUGGAACAAUGGUGUCAACUAAAGUUGGCAUUCAUGUGGUGUUUGCAAUCCUCAAUUCACUGCAGGGAUUCUUUAUUUUGGUGUUUGGAGUGCUUCUAGACGGCAAGAUCCGUGAGAUAUUGGCAGGAAAAUUGUCACUGAGGAACCUUACCAGCUCAAACCGUACCAGGAGCACUACUGCAGGACCAUCGUCAAGUGCACUGGAUUUUUUCAGAAGGAGAAGAAAUGUGUACAACGUAUCUGAAGCCAAUGCUUCCUCAGGACUUGCAUCUUCAAACAGCUCCAGUGAUGCAUAUAAUUCAUUUAAUCCUUAACUAAUUCAUGAUCUAAAGCCAGAAGACCUUUACAAAACCUGUUUCCUUUCUGUUUCUUUUACCUGCUUUCAUCUUUCAUGAUAAAUACAAAAAAAAAGGUGUAUUGGGUGUUAUUGGGUAUUUCAUUUUUCAAAAUACAAACAAAACUGUGUAACUAUUGUAGACUUAUUAUUCUUACUGUAUCAUCUUUCUGUUAUAAAUGAAAGUCAAAUUAUGCCAGUAAUCAUGGUUAAUUAAUUGGUAAUUAUUAAUAAAUGAAUUUUAAAUUGACCUUUUAACAAGAUAUAGCUGUCUUACCUACGCGGUCUUGUUU